UUUUGGACCUGAACUCGCUACAACAUCGUACCUGUGACAUUGGGUUGAGGAUCAUUUGCAUCUUAAAACACAGCAAAGUAUUCCAGACGGCCAUCUCUUUCUUUUCCCAGUGAAGUUAAUUCUUACGCAGCACCGCUUUCAUCCCCAGUCAAUCAAUUCGUCAUAAACAUCGUAUUUGCAAUAAAAACGAAAGAACGAGCAACAUGUCAUCAAUACUAAGUUUCGGAAGUGGUACUUGGGAUUGUUGUAACUGCUCCUGUUCCUGUUGCGAUGGCGACAACGGAAGCAUUGCAACCGGUGGAGGAGGAAAUAGUGGAGCAGACGUAGGUUGGAUAGAUUUGGGGGGAGACUCAGGUGAUGGUUCGAGAAAUGAGGAACGGGAGAGAAGAAGACGGGAAGAGCAGCAACGGAAGCAAAAUCAACAGCAACCACAGCAGGAGCAGAUGAGUUAUGUGGCAUCGAAUGAUCAUCGAGAUGAUCUCAAGAGAGAAAUCUGAUGUGUAAGCGCAUUUCGUUAGAAAGGGCAAAAUGGCAGAGCAUGCAAGCUGUGGAUAGAAAUAGACGGAGAAUAAGCAGAUACACU
Molecule: messenger RNA, 583 nt
Organism: Mollisia scopiformis
Lineage: Eukaryota; Fungi; Ascomycota; Leotiomycetes; Helotiales; Mollisiaceae
Exons: 1
Coding region: 204-497 (97 amino acids)
Source: RefSeq, a predicted model, not a curated record